Molecule: messenger RNA, 3170 nt
Organism: Antechinus flavipes (yellow-footed antechinus)
Lineage: Eukaryota; Metazoa; Chordata; Mammalia; Dasyuromorphia; Dasyuridae
Gene: FBXW10B
Product: F-box and WD repeat domain containing 10B
Exons: 13
Coding region: 154-3117 (987 amino acids)
Molecular function (GO): protein binding
Source: RefSeq, a predicted model, not a curated record
UAAGCAGCGCCCGAUCUGAGAGAUCUGCCUUCAGUUUCUCCUAGUUUAUUUUUCUGGGGUGGGUUUAGAAGGGGGAAAAAAAUCGAUUAAGAACAUUCAUCAUGUAAUAUUACUGAACCAGAAAGAAUAAAAUGAAAGUACUCGAAACAGGUCAUGGAGAAACUGGAAUUUAGGCUUGACUUUGCCCCAGAUUUACGAUGUGAGCAGAAAGCCGAGUAUCUCCCGGUGUGUCAAAAGUGUGAAACAUGUAUUUUGUCCUGGAAAAUCUUCUCCACCAAGGAGUGGUUUCCUAGGAUUAGCGAAAAGUCCCAGAAGAAGUUUCUCAUUGGGAUCCUGAAGCGACUGAAGAAUUUGGAAUUACUGGACUAUUUCGAGAAAUUACUCAGAACAUCUCAAGGGAAGGAUUUGACCUAUUUCAGAUGCCACGCCAUUGUCAACCGGAAAGCUGAUAAUAAAAUUACGUGCUCCUUUGUAAAAAAAAUGGAUGAAAAGGUGAAAGAGGCAAUGCUGGACAUUCUGCGAUGGUUUGGAAACAGUUCCUACCGAACAAAAGUUAGCUACACCCUGGCACUACUACAGCUGUGCGACAGCCGGUUGCUGUUCCUUGCUGCCAGCAUGAUCCGGGUCCUCAUUUUGGGGCUUCAAAGGACAGGUGAAGUGAACCUACAAGAGGAUUCAGAUGUUUCAUUUCCAGACAGUCUUAAGGAAUCCCGUCACAACUCUGAGAUCUACUCUAAGCUCCACACCUUAUCAUUUUCCAGAACCUCAAAAAGUCAAAGCUUCUAUGAUGGCCAGGGCCAAGCGGAAGACUUCAACUUCAGUGAUAGAAGAUCACAUGCUUCACUUCCUCUGUAUGGGGACAUGAUUUCCAAGAGAACAGAUGGUGCCAAGGAAGAUGAGCAUUUUACUAUCACUUUGCCUUCCCAUCCUGACUACAGGCAGCAGUUGCCUGAGAUUAGCAAAGGCAAAGACUUCAUCCGGUGCUUGCCUGUCCACAUCUCCAAAUACAUUUUAGGCCUUCUAGACAAAAAAUCCUUGAACAAAUGUCUUUUUGUAAGCUGGCAUUGGUCUAUGCUGGUGGAGCAGGUCAAGAAGGAGCAAUCAACACAUCAGCAAGUUCAGAAUGAGAUCACACUCCUUCGGGAGACCUUUACGAAAGGGAUGUACCCUAACUAUGCCAACAAAACAGCAAUUCCAGUUCCCAAGAUAGCUGAAGAUGAAAAAACUACACAAGUAAAAAGUUCAAAAUGGAAAGUGAAAUCAAAGGUUGAAUUCAAUAUAUGGUCAGCAUACCAGAGUCAGGAGACUAUAACAGUCCAAAUGGAAGAGAGAAAUGUCUUUUGUGGCAACUAUAAUAGCUACAUCCUUUUUGACAAGUGGGACAAUUCCAGGGUUAUUCACUUUUGUGGUGGAGAAUUUGUUGCAAUGACUGCCAAUCGGAAGAUACUGCUACUGGAUAUUAAUCAAAAACACAAAGUGCCCACUUAUUUUCAAGGACAUGCAGGGAUUGUUCAGGCACUCCUACUCUGUGAGAAAGAAUCUUUUGUGUUGAGUGGAAGUAAUGAUUUGAGUAUCAGAUACUGGAAUAUUGAGACUGGAAUGUGUACAAAAAUCUUUAAUGGCCAUACAGGCACUAUCACUUGCUUGGAUUUAUAUGAGAAUAAACUUGUAUCAGGAUCAAAGGAUUGCCAGGUGAAAGUGUGGGACAUGGUCAGUGGGAAAUGCCUAAAGACUUUUAAACAUAAGGAUCCUGUCAUGACUGCAAAGAUUAGUAGUACCCACAUUGUGAGCGGCUGUGAGCAAGGCCUGGUGAAAGUGUGGCAUAUAGCAUCAGCUACACUUGUUAAGACUCUCAGUGGCCAUGAAGGAUCAGUUAAAUGCCUGUGUUUUGAUGAGUGGCACCUCUUAACAGGAAGCGAUGAUGGUUUUGUUAUGGGCUGGAGCAUGGUGGGGAAAUAUGAGCGAUGUCUCCUUGCAUUCAAACAUCCAAGGGAGGUGCUCUGUGUGGCCUUCCUCUAUCUCCGGGUAAUCAGUGGUUGUGCUGAUGGGAAGAUCCGCAUAUAUAACUUCUUGAAUGGGACCUGUCUGAAGGUGAUGAAAGCCAAUAGCAGAGGUGACCCAGUGCUGUCCUUCUUUAUUGAGGGCAACAGGAUGGUGAUCAAUACAGAAAGCAACAUUGUGAUGUUUGAGUUUGACAAGGUUAAAUGGCAGUAUUACUCUGAUAAGAAUAAACAACUUACCAAGAGACCCAAGGAGAAGGAAAAGGAAGACCUUUCCUGUGUAAAGGAGAAUAAAAGUACUCAUCCAAAGAUAUAUCCUGUAAUUGAAGAAUCAGUUCUUCAGCGAAUAAAGAGACAAGGCUUACAAUUGCCUCUCUCACCUGAUCAGCUCCUUCUGACUGUCAACGCCCUGCAACAAGCUCACACAGCAAGCAAUAUUACUGAUCAUCUCUCUCUUCCUAAAGCCAAUGUCCGUGAUGCUUGGGGACCUGCAGUUCUCCAACAGGAAACCUCAAAUAAUUUUCUGAACUUAAAAGAUAUGUCACUCCUACCAGGGAGAGCCGAACAGACUGCUCAAAUCAAAAAGUUAAAAUCUGCCAGUAUUGCUCCAGGUUUUAAAAGAACUAGCACCCCAUUUGAAAUUCAAAAAUUGCAGUUAAACAUAAAGAAAUCCUUACACAGCUCCAAGAUAUGUUCUCACAUUCCAGAGCCUAUGAUCAUCCGCCCUAAUUCCUGUGGAACCAUGAAGGAUAGAGAAGAAAAAGUGCAUAAGAAGCCAGGUCACCUGACUAGCAGCCACAUCAUUAAACCUAAUCGUAUGAUGAUUAGAAGCACCGUGGAAUCCUCAUAUUUCCGAGUAAAGCCACCCAUAUACAGUGUGACAGCCAAUCCCUAUCGGAUCAAUACUGGAUUCAUGCUCCUGACAGUGAAACAAAAGAAAGAAUAUAAUGAAGCCAAAAUGAAGGAGUUUAAGAACAUGACCCCCAUUGGGACAGUAAAUCCAGAUAAAGCAAACAAACUAGCUUGGCUCAAGAAGAUCAAAGGUUUGUCGAUAAAUGACUUUAUGAAGAAAGGGAAAAUAGCAGCUCCUGAAUUUGGACAUAACACAUUUAUCUGAAUGCUAGCUACAAAAAGCAUUUUGCCUUUAAAAUAAACAUCAUAUUGCUAUCA